This is a messenger RNA of Canis lupus familiaris (dog), 2754 nucleotides long. It is a transcript of the gene MELK, whose product is annotated as maternal embryonic leucine zipper kinase. The transcript is spliced from 18 exons. Gene Ontology annotation, biological process: protein phosphorylation; microtubule cytoskeleton organization; intracellular signal transduction. NCBI's taxonomy places the organism in Eukaryota, Metazoa, Chordata, Mammalia, Carnivora, Canidae. The coding region runs from base 477 to 2432 and encodes 651 amino acids. The record is from RefSeq and is a predicted model, not a curated record. Gene Ontology annotation, molecular function: tau-protein kinase activity; protein serine/threonine kinase activity; ATP binding. Gene Ontology annotation, cellular component: cytoplasm.
AUUUCCUUGGCGGGCGGAAGCGGCCGGAACCCGGCAAUUCCAAAGCUUCCCAGGGGCUCUGGGCGCUUGCUUCUCGGCUCGGGACCGCUGGCCCGCUCCGGUGUGCUUCUGCCCGGCCCCGCCCCUCCCGGUCCUCCGCCCCUCUCAGGUCAGUGUCUCCGCCGUGGGUGAGGGCCGGGGUCCCGGCUGUAACGCGGCGCGGGGGACCUGGAGGAUUUCUCCGGAGCCCCACCUUGCGAGCCCACUUCCCGGAUGAUCUAGUCGGGCUUCCCGACCCCCGGUUUUCUCCUCUGUAAGUGGGGAUAAUGAUCGUCUCUAACUCGGAGUUAUUGAUGAGGCGCAGGCAAAGCGUUUGCCACUAAGGGGACUUGGAGAGUCGUGAGUUCCCACAUUACACGUGUCCGUGACCCUGUCUCCGCGGAAGAAGGUGAAGGAAGGGUUCUUUUUGUAAUUUUGUAUAAACCUCCAGGAGGACUAUGAAAGAUUAUGAUGAACUUCUCAAAUACUAUGAAUUAUAUGAAACUAUUGGGACAGGUGGCUUUGCAAAGGUCAAACUUGCCUGCCACAUCCUUACUGGAGAAAUGGUAGCUAUAAAAAUCAUGGAUAAAAAUGCACUAGGGAGUGAUUUGCCUCGGAUCAAAACGGAGAUUGAGGCUUUGAAGAACCUGCGACAUCAGCAUAUAUGUCAACUCUACCACGUGCUAGAGACAGCCAACAAAAUAUUCAUGGUUCUUGAGUACUGCCCUGGAGGAGAGCUCUUUGACUACAUAAUUUCCCAGGAUCGCCUGUCCGAGGAGGAGACUCGAGUUGUCUUUCGUCAGAUACUUUCUGCUGUUGCUUACGUACACAGCCAGGGCUAUGCUCAUAGGGACCUCAAACCAGAAAAUUUGUUGUUUGAUGAAUAUCAUAAAUUAAAGCUGAUUGACUUUGGUCUCUGUGCAAAACCCAAGGGUAACAAGGACUACCAUCUGCAGACGUGCUGUGGGAGUCUUGCUUAUGCAGCACCUGAAUUAAUACAAGGCAAAUCCUAUCUGGGAUCAGAGGCAGAUGUUUGGAGUAUGGGCAUACUCUUAUAUGUACUUAUGUGUGGCUUUCUACCAUUUGAUGAUGAUAAUGUUAUGGCUUUGUACAAGAAGAUUAUGAGAGGGAAAUAUGAGGUUCCUAAGUGGCUCUCUUCUAGUAGCAUUCUGCUUCUUCAACAAAUGCUACAGGUGGACCCAAAGAAACGGAUUUCUAUGAAAAAUCUUUUGAGCCAUCCCUGGAUCAUGCACGAUUACAACUGUCCUGUUGAGUGGCAGAGCAAGAAUUCUAUUAUUCACCUCGAUGAGGAUUGCAUAACAGAACUUUCUGUACAUCACAGAAAUAACAGGCAAACAAUGGAGGAUUUAAUUUCACUGUGGCAGUAUGAUCACCUCACUGCUACCUAUCUUCUGCUUCUAGCCAAGAAGGCUCGGGGAAAACCAGUUCGCUUAAGGCUUCCUUCUUUUUCCUGUGGACUAGCCAGUGCUACCCCAUUCACAAACAUCAAGUCAAAGAAUCUGAGUCUAGAAGAUAUGACAACAAGUGAUGAAAACUGUGUGGCUGGAUUGAUAGACUAUGACUGGUGUGGAGACAGUUCAUCAACAGGUGUGGCCACUCCACAAACACCACAGUUUGCCAAGCAUUGGACAGAAUCAAAUGGUCUGGAAUCUAAAUCAUUAACUCCAGUAUUAUGCAGAGCAUCUGCUGAUAAAUUAAAGAACAAAGAGAAUGUAUAUAUGCCUAAGUCUGCUGUAAAGGAUGAUGACUGCUUUGUAUUUCCUGAGCCAAAGACUCCAGUUAAUAAGAGCCAGUAUAAGAGAGAAAUACUCUGUACACCAAAUCAUUACACUACACCCUCAAAAGCUAGAAACCAGUGCCUGAAAGAAACCCCAAUUAAAAUGCCAAUAAAUUCAGCAGGGACAGAGAAGUUAAUGACAGGUGUCAUUAGCCCUGAGAGGAGAUGUCGCUCAGUGGAACUAGAUCUCAACCAAGCACAUGUAGAGGACACUCCAAAAAGAAAAGGAACCAAAGUGUUUGGGAGCCUUGAAAGGGGGUUGGAUAAGGUUAUCACUGUGCUUACCAGGAGCAAAAAGAAGGGCUCUGCCAAAGAUGGGCCAAGAAGACUAAAGCUUCACUAUAAUGUGACUACAACCAGAUUAGUGAAUCCAGAUCAACUCUUGAAUGAAAUAAUGUCUAUUCUUCCAAAGAAGCACGUUGACUUUGUACAAAAGGGCUAUACACUGAAGUGUCAAACACAGUCAGAUUUUGGUAAAGUGACAAUGCAAUUUGAACUAGAAGUGUGCCAGCUUCAAAAACCCGAUGUGGUGGGUAUCAGGCGGCAGCGGAUUAAGGGUGAUGCCUGGGUUUACAAGAGAUUAGUGGAAGACAUCCUGUCUAGCUGCAAGGUAUAAUUGUUGGAUGGUUUCCUCCCCAUCCUGGAUGAAUAUGAGUGUGAUCGGUUUGAUUUUUAAAGUCCAUUGGAACUACAGACUUGUUUCUAAAGAGCCGUCUUAAAGACCAAUAUCUUUCUGUUUUUAGACAAAGGUAUUUUGCAAAGUAAUCUAAGGCGUGCCCAUCUGUCAUUAUCUAUUACUGUCUUUUAUAAUCAUGUGGUUUUGUAUAUUAAUAACUGUUGACUUUCCUAGAUUCACUCCCAUAUGUGAAAGUAAGCUCUUAACUAUGUCUCCUUUUAAUGUGUUAUUUCUUUCUGAAAUAAAAUCAUUUGUGAAUCUA